This is a messenger RNA of Podarcis lilfordi (Lilford's wall lizard), 18883 nucleotides long. Lineage: Eukaryota; Metazoa; Chordata; Lepidosauria; Squamata; Lacertidae. The record is from the annotation of a GenBank genome assembly.
AUGCCGGAGGCAAUAAAUAAAGCCUAAAUAAAGAACAGGUAUUACUAUGUAAAUAACUAAAAAUAAUUGGGGGGCACCUACCGUCAAGGCUAAAAGACUGUGACAGGAGUGGGUUCCAGUGCCAAAAAAAGGGGGUGGGUGGGCCACACGUCGCAAUAAACCCUCUUGUAGAGCAAUCCUACUCAGAAGUAAACCCCACUGAAUUCAAUGGAGCUUACUCGCAGAUACGUGGAGGAGCUUGCAGCCCUAGUCCUUGAGACUCCGGGUGUGCGAGCGUCAGGUGAGCUUAAUCCCCUGGCAGAGGAGCGCGGCUGCUACCUCUCAGGUGUCGGCGAGGUAAAACCGGGAGCAGCUUCCGCCCUCCAAGGCGCGGGGAUAAAAAUGCCGCCUCCUCCUGCCCCUUUCUCCCCCCACAUCCACGAGACUUCCCUCCUCCCCCGCGGGACGGACACCGGGUUCAACCGCUCGGCGGCCCCGCCUCGUCUGUGAUCUCAGCAGGGGGAGAAAGAGAGGCGGAAAGAAGCCUCCUCCCGGCUGGGCAAAACCCAACCCGAGCCCUGCCUGGGGCCUGGUAGCUUCGCUUCGCCUUGCGCCUCCCCCGCCCGUCCGCCCGCCCGCCUCCCUCACACGCUCCGCUUUCUUUUUCCUCCUCACAGGCACUUCCUGCGCGGGGCCGGGCCGGGCCCAGUCGGGUGGAGACUGCUGCUGUUGCUGCCGCCUCAGCGGAGUUAAAAAGGUAUUGGGGAAGGCAAGGGACAGGCGGGCGUCCGUUGACGUUCCGAGGGCCUCUGCCGUGAGGGCUCGAGGUGUCGGCAGUUGGUCGCGGGGGGGGGCGGAGGGGUCCCCGAAGAAGCCGCCCGUCAGGGAGACGGGCGGGCGGGAGUGGCUCCCCGAGCGAACUGGCGCCUCAAGGUGUGGGGGGGGGGAGGCUUCCACUGAGGGGUCCCUCCCAGGCCGCCGCUCACGGGCGCUCAGAGGGGAUUAGUCGGCGGCGGCCGUUGCUGCUGCUGCUGCUGCUGCUCCUCGCAUUGCUGGAGGGUGAAGUCAUCGUGGCCAUUGUCUCCCCUCAGCUCCCCGGCUGGGCCGCCAGAGGGGGGAGGCCAGCAACCAGCCGUGGGGCCCGCCUUGUUCUCCGAAGCCGCCGGGUAAAUUCUCUUUCCCACCCCGCCCCCGGGGGGGGGGGCAAUACUGGACAGACUUUGAAACCCUCAUCCACUCCGCGGGGCAAAGUCCGAGGAGAAACUCGGGGUGGGGUGAGGGUGGUGGAAACUCCAUAUUCGAUCGCUUCCACACCCCAAUAAGUUUUUUUUCCUCUUUUUUCUGAGGGAAGGACUUUGGAAAAACGCCCUCUCCUUUCUCUCAUACAGCUUCGGAGCGUCUCUAUUUGCACUUCCUUCUUGUAAAACAAAGGUACAUUCUCCGCCUUGGGGUGGGGUGGGGGAUGGAAUCUGAAAAAAAUAGUAUUUUUUAUUAAAGACCCCUUUCAGAAGUUGUGACAUGGAACCGUUUUCUGUCAGAAAUGGGGCUUUCUGUAAAACCGAAAGCGUUAGAAAGACCCACUAACACACGCACAGCCGAAACUACGAGGAAGUUCACUCCCAGGGGAGGGGGAAAUUUUCCACAUCCACUCCAAAUUGGGGCGAGACUAGCUAACUUUUGUCCUAUAAAGGCUGCAGUGCUGCUGCUGCUGCUGCUGCUACUUCCCUUUCCCCUCGGAUUACAAUUUAUUGGGAAUGUGGAUAUUCCGUCGUCCUCCCCUACCCUGCCUUUUGGGGAGGUUGAAUAAGCUGGGUAGCCUUAAAUGUAAUCUCUUUAAAGAAGCUUGUGUUCAAAGGGCAGUCUGAUAUAUUUAAAUACUUUAUUGAACUGUACAGUAUUUCUCAGUGGAGGAGUAUUGAAUUUAAAAAAUGAAAAAGGCAACUACAAUGCAACUCACCCUGUAGGUGGUCACUGGCAUUUCACUACUUAUGCCUGGAACUCCUGUGAGGCUGACUUGGGUGAUACCAGUGUCUGAAGAGUUUUUAAUGAAUAACAGCACAGCUUAGUAGCUUGCAGAAGUGGGAUCCUUUUUAUACAAGUGGACAUGGGAGCUUUAACAUUAAGCCCUGAGAGCUACAUAGGCAUCAGAAGUACAUCUAAAAAGCUUAGGUCUAAUGAAAGGAGAGCUGUUGCUGAUCAAAUGAACUGCACCGAGAGUUCAAUAUGAAGUAAUGUGGAAUUUCCCCAUAGUAUUUCACCAGCAACCACAACUAUACUGCCUGAGGGAUCUUUUUGCUAGUUUCUUGGUUUGAAACCAAAACUUCAGACUGUGCUUUCAGUGCCCAGAUUGGAAUGCUGCUGAUUGUAAAAAUGUGGGGGAGGACUGACAAUAGUAUAACUUCUACCACAAUCCACCUUUAUUUCCACUUGGUGGACACAGAAUUUGCUAAUGUAAAACAUUUUUGUAGGCACUGGUUGGUCACAUCAGUGCAGUUAAAGUCACUGAGAGUUGCACAAAGGUCAGAGGGUGCUUGUGGAGGGGACUGUGGAAUUGUAGGACUAAAUGUGCUAAUCAUACAUAGCCCCAGAACCUUAUUGAAGUUCUGUUAGUCUCUCUUUAAAAUAAAAACUGUUGUUUUUAAAAAGUGCAAGUAGAAGGACUGGUAUUUGAGUUCUUACUUUUACCCGCUAUAAAGUAUUUAGUGUUCAUGAUAAGCAGAUUCUGACUAAACAGAUUAACUGUCUUAAUUAACAUGUUAAAGAUGGAAUAGUGAAUGAGAACACUUCAUUCAGUCACUAUUUCAGUGAAUUUGUCCAAACUAACAGGCUUAGUUUAGAAGUCCAGCUUUAGUCUUAUGAAUUUGAAAUUGAUUAAAAUGAAUGAUCAUAGGCACUGGCAUUUGAAGGGGAAGGGAUAUAGCUCAGUAGUAGAGCACCUGAUUUGCAUAUAGAAGGCCCCAGGUUCAAUUCCUGCAUCUCCAGGUAGGGUUAGGGGAGACCUCUGCCUAAAAUGCAGAAGAGCUGCAGCCAGUCAGUGUGGAUAAUAGAGCUAGAUAUACCAAAUUUUGACAUAAUAAAAGGCGGCUCAGUAUUGUCUACACCCUGAGGUUUUAGGCAGCAGUUUUAAUAGCUCUGCCUGGAGAUGCUAGUGAUUGAACCUGGGGCCUGCUGCAUGCAAAUAAGAUGCUCGACCACUGAGCUAUAACUUUUCUCUUUUAAUUACUAGGUUGAAAACUGAGAGAUCGGUCUAUGAUCACUGGUCAUCAGUUCAAAUUCAUAAAAGUAAAGUUAGAAUUCUGAACUAAGCCUGUUAAGAUAGAUUUACUUAAACAGUGAAAGAACAAAGUGUUCUCAUUAGCUAUUACUGUACUCCUCGAAUUAUUUUUUGCAUCACUAUUGUCUGCUUGCAUUUCUUUUGUCAAAGUUCAUGUUCCCUUUUGUUCUCCUCAUUUGGAGGGGGCUUCCAUUUUAUGAAGAAAGUCUUCUUGCCUCUUAAAAGCUUCCUUGACUCUGCUCAUUAAUUAUGGUGACAUCCCUUUGGCCUUGAUGGUGACUUUCCUUGUUUGCCGUACCACAUACGUUCUAGCUACUUGUAGCUUGAAUAACCCUAGGUGCUCUGGAAAGAUGUGAUGGUCUUCACUUUUCCUUUCAACUUCCUUUUUACCAAUCCUCUUUUUUUAAGAAGUUUCCUCUUUUGAAGUCAGGUGUGACUGUUGGAUUUUUUUGGCAAUUGUCAACUUACAUAUAUAUAGAAUUUGAAAGCACCGUGUAGUUGCUGUGGCCAGUUGGUUUGGCAACACAUAUUGCAUCAAGUCUUGAGCACUACGUAAAAGUCCAGGCUUGUUGCCCCUCUGGUUCAUUCGAUGACCAACUAUUUUAGGUACAGUCAUUUUUUUACAAUGGAGUGUGUCUCCAGGGGUAAAGUCAAACUUCUGGACAAUCACCGCACCUGCUAUGGCUGCAGAGACUGGUAACUUAAAACUGCUGCCUCACACGUUGUUUUUGCUGCACUAGUGACCUCUACAGGGCCCCCUCUCAGCAUUGUGGCUGUGUCACAUGCUGACAGCUUCUGGGAGCCACAAAGGUACUACUCUUCUGCUGACACCCCAUACACCCCACAUUACACCUAUACACAGACAUUUAGGGAUCUAGAAAUUCUACCUCUUUGUCAUAAGUGGAACAUGCAUGUAUCCAGUCUUUAGAAGGGUAAUUGAAGUUUCCUGUUACUACAGCAAGGUCGUCUUUUAGGGACGUUCUUGAUUUAUUAGCCACCUGAAGAUCAUUGUGGGCAUAUUGGUCAGGUUAUCAUAGUACUUCCCCAGUAUUGAAUCACACUUUCAGCCUUGGUAUUGCUACCCAUAUUGGUUCUGUGAAGGUGGCUACCCUUUUUGGGAAUAUCUAGCUUGGUCUCCUUGAUGUAUAAAAUUACACCAUCUCCAGUCCACAUUUCCCUUCCUUCCUAUGGAAUUUGCAUCUACUGCUUGAGACAUUUUUUGUGUAUUGUUAGAGGGGAUUCCUUCUAUUGUUCAUGGCUUAAUGCUGCUUUCUCCUUUUGUUUGUAUUUCAGCUCUUAAGUUCCACUUUCACUUAGUUGGCAAAAGAUAUAAUGGACUAAUUCAACAGAUGACAGCAUUACAAGAUUGAGCAUGAUCUUUAAGGUUCCCUGGCUUAAUAUGUACAUCUGACUGGCAUAUGGAGGUUGAUUUCCUCCAAGAAGGUAAUGACUCUUGAGUUGCAUUGUAUAUAGCACUCCAUUUUUCCAUAAAUUAAUAAAUAUUUUAUUUUCUGUAUUGAAAACACAUAAACUGUGUUAAAUAAAUGCCAAGCUUUGCAGCUAUAUCUUGACAUGUAUCAUCCUUUUGAGAUACAAUUCCUAUUUAAGAUAUGAUUCCUAAGCUUACCUGCAUUUUGUUCUUUUUCUAGCUGUUCUGCUUUCUUUCACUUUUAACUUCUCAAGACCAAAAACCACUUAUGUCUUUAUAGCUCAGUUUUUGCACAGCAUUAAUGCAAUAAACAUAAUUCCUUAAAUUGCAUAAGUUGCAAGAUAAAUAUGUAAGCUGCUACCUUUUCAAGACUUUUGCUAAAUCUGUCAUUGGGCAAUCUGACCUGGCAUAGAAUUAUUUUAGGACCUACAAAUGGAACAUUCUUAACAUGAAGCAAAACCAUGUGGCAUAUAUCACCAAAAGGAAAUAUUGUAUGGAUAUAGAAGUCUCUCCCAUCCAGUAUUCUGUGUCCUUACUUAAGGCAGUGUCAGAUUCUGCUGUAGAAGGCGGAAAGUCCUGUGCACAUAGGUGAAAGAAAACAAAAUUGAACUCACUCUUACCCUUGUGUAGCCACAACCCUGGAAAUGUAAGAUGCUUGCAAAUCAGACUGAUCUUUAAUAAAAAUAUUUAAAUACACAAUUCUGUCUUGUAAGUGACUUAGUAGGGGCAAUAGUAACACCUUUUCAUAUGGUGGAUUUAUUUGCUUCCUUGUGUUUGUAUAACUUCCUUCCCUGGAGAAAAGAUACUGUCCUGAGGAGAUCCUCAGCAAAAAGACUGGAUGACUUCCUUUAGGAAUUGGGAAAUGGCAGCAGAGCCUAGGAGUUGCCAAUCAGAAGGUCGGCAGUUCAAAUCCCCGUGACGGGGUGAGCUCCUGUUGCUUGGUCCCUGCUCCUGCCAACCCAGCAGUUUGAAAGCACGUCAAAGUGCAAAUAGAUAAAUAGGCACAUUUCCGUGUGCUGCUCUGGUUCGCCGCAUGACCAGAAGCUGUACGCCGGCUCCCUCGGCCAAUAAAGCGAGAUGAGCACCGCAACCCCAGAGUCGGCCACAACUGGACCUAAUGGUUAGGGGUCCCUUUACCUUUACCUGUUAAUCAUCUUUAACUUUCGUGUACAUUUCCAUAGGGAAAAUUCCUAGAUAGCAGCUUAUUUUAUCUACAUAGCAUAGAGCUAUUCUACCAAAUUCUUCCUACCUUAACACAACUUAAGCUUGCCUUUUUAAAAACUGUCAUUAUUAUGGCCACCUUGCUCCUGUUCCAUCCCUUCAGUAAUUGUACAUUUUGAGGAUGUGCCCUGGAGGCUGCUUUGGAGAGAAAAGGGGUUGCUUUUCUGAAAGACACUGCACAGUAAAAGCUACAUGUCACAGAAAUGUGCAAUAUUUUGAGUUGAAUGCAUCCAGUUUAGAUGAUAUAAAUUCCUACCUCCAUUUUAUCACAACAAUAGAAGUACAGUAACGUCAUUUAUUUUACACUAGAAAAAACUGAGGCAUUCAGAUAUUUAAAAAUUACUCUAGCCAACAGACAAAAUUGUCUAGAAUUUUUUAAAAUAAACUUAUUUUGGAUCAAGUUCACCUUUUUGUUUCAAGAACAAAGCAGUGUUAGAAACAGAUAUGAAAGCUAGGGGCUAAAUGGCACCUUAAACCUAAGUUAUGGGUGCAACAAUGGAAUGUCUAAGCACACUUUUUUAAUAACAAGAAUAUGAAGCUGAAAAUGAAUAAACUGCAGCUUAAAUAUUAUGUCAUUUUUCACAUGGUCUGGACUCUGGUCCUUCCCCUGCCCUGCCCCCCUGAUAUUCUUUAGAAGGUCUCCAGUCUUCAGAGAGUAGCUGGCAGUGGGGAGGCAGAAAAAGGUCCUCCUUUCCUUCCACUCUGCAGUUUUAAUCUAUGCUUUUUAGCAUAUCAGUAAUUAUCUUAGCUUAUUAAAAAAAUGUUUCUUGCAUCCAGUCAUAUUAUUCAGUUUUGCUUUAACAAUUAUCACUACUCUCACAGUAAAAAUGGCUUUGUGUUUCAUUGUUCAUGCUCUUGAGAGUCACUGCACUUUAAGUGAAAUAUUUUGCCUUUCCCUAACCCCGUAAGGAUGCUUCAGUUGUUUAGUUUUAUUAUGCUUGUAUUUAUAUAUGAACUGCUAUUAUUGAGGGAAGUCUCUGGAAUGGUGUUAUUCUCUUUUUAUAGACACUGAAGGCUGUAAUCCUAUACACUUACCUGGGAGUAACUCGGUGGGACUUAAAUUUCGAGUAGACAUGUAUAGGGUUGUCAUGCAAACUUGCUUGGCUAAUUGUUAUCCAUAAGGACUCAUUGGCAAGUCCUUAAUGUCAUAGAGGUUAUUUUUUCCAGAUAUUGUACAAAGACCUUGGCAUUCAUGUGGAAGUUCCCUAAUGACCCUGUAAUGAAUUGUAAAAUUACAUGUAUGCUUCUAAUGGCCAUGUGUGUAGUACUGUUUCUGUACCAUCUUAUCUUGGAAUAUAAUGUGCUUAUGUGGGGGCAGGGGGAUCAUUUGGGGAAGGAAGAAGCAACUUUCGGUGGAAGCUCUACAUAAAUGAAAUGUUGCAUGGAGGACACUGCACAUUCUGGGAAAAGGGUGGAUUGGUUUUUAAAUCAAGUUUUCCAUUUUGAAAUUGUAACAUUUCCUGAACAAACAUCUGGUUAGCUUGUGUUCUUGAUAUGGCAUUUUAUUUAAUUUUUGGAGCCUCUAGAGAACAUGUUGGGCAGUCAAACAAAUAUGGCAAGUUACUAAAUAUGGUUGCUAAAGCAAUUAAAAUAUAUAGAGCUUUUAUACAACCUAGGAACAUAACCCAAACCUUCAGUCAUGUAGUUUGCGCACACUGCAGAAUUAUAUUUGCUUAGAGGCAGGCAGAUUUUGGUUUGGCUGUCUUUGUGCAGGAAUAUUAGGCAAGAUUAUUUAGUUAGAUUGGGCCCAGAACUUUUUCAUAAGCCAUAUCAGUUACUGUACAAACUGCCAUUACUUCAUGAGUUGGGAAGUAAAUGUUCAUUCUUUCUGGUUAGUAGAAUCAAACAACAAAUUGCAGAGAUCAGCUAGUUGAAGGACCUAAAAUAAGAAUACAGUUGUUCAAUGGAUUAUUCUAGAAAUAUAUGGAUGGUAUCUCCUGGAUCCCAGCACCUGUUACUAUUUGCUGGUCAGUGGGUCCUAUAUGAAGCCCACAGUAAUACCAUACAAAAAUUUGGCUCAUUUAUGCAUGUGCUAGUGUGGUUCUGUCAAUUGUUGAUUUAAAUAUUUACCCAUGAUGCCGUAUGUUCAAAGGUUUUGGAAAUGGGAGUUCCAAACUUGAAUCUCCAAGGGCUUACUGAGUCUAAAUAUUAAGCAAAUUUUAGAUUUUCAUCAAUAUCUCUUUUCACUUGAGGUUUUUAACACAUUUAGUAUCAGUGUGUUUAUAUUAUCAAAACCCAGAAAGUCCCCUAAAGCCUCUAGGAAAAUCAUGAAUAAAAUAUUUAACUGUAAGAAGCAUAUAUCCUUACAAUAAUUGAUACUGUGUUGCUGUUGACCUGCAAAAAAAUUGCAAAAAGUUUUUUAGGGCACUUUAGUCCAAAAAAUUUCAAAUGCCUUGAAUAGACUGGGAUCUGACUUGGCAUAGUUGGAUUAUUUAGACAUUUAGUUUUACUAUCCCAUCCCAUUUCCAGAAAUGGGCUGGAGAUAUGGGUAUGCAGGCAUGCACAAGGGUAGGCAAGCUGUGAUUCCUAGGAACCUAAAAUAUUAAACUGCAUGUUUGAAACUGCAACUUUACUGUUAUUGUAUCAGUUCAUUAUGUUAAAACAAUUUCAUGGGAAAAAUGUACUUUUAGAAAAGGAACAUUUUUAAAAUGGAAAAAUAUAGUGGUAGAAAACUUCCUGCGGAAAAUUUUUCACCCCAUAGGUGCCAAGGCAUUUUGGGCUUCAGAAUUGCAUGUGUCUUUUGCUUUGCUCUAAUCCCCCCAUAGGCCAUUUAACCCUUCUGAAGGGUUUGAGCCUUUAGCCAUUAAAUUUACUCCAUUUAUCAGCUGCUUGAUAACAAACGUUCUCUUGGGUGUUGUAUAUAUUUGAAACAUUCAGUUCAAAAUUUAAAACCACUCAAUAGCAACACAAAUACACCAUAAAACACAACUGUCAUAUCAAAUCAGAAGUUAACACAACUUCAGCAGCAAUCAUAACAUAGAGAGCCAUAAGAGUAAUAUUUCUAGAACAGGGGUAGGGAACCUCAGGCUCAGGAGUCAAAUGCAGCCCCCUAGCCUCUGUUUGUUUGCACUUGGGAAUCUCCCCAGGCCACACCUUUUACUAUCCCUACUUAAUACCCGCAAGUGGUUCCCUCUCAAGGUGGACAAUAGCGAAGGGCAUAAGUUGUGUGUAGAAACUAGCCUACUGUACAGAGGUAAAAUUUACACUUGUUGUCCACCCGCAUUCACCUCUGGCCCCAUCCACCAGUGGCAUGUAGGCACUGGAAAGUUGCCUAGAACAGUGCUGCCCUUAAGCUGAAAAAGGUUCCCCACCCCUAUCAAGGAGCAUCUGUGUUAUCUAGGAGGUUACCUUCUAUGCAGGUUGUGUAGCUACUUUGGGGGCUUUUGGUGAACUGGAAGUCUUUGGAAUAAAUGAAUGAUGUUUUGUAUCAUUUGGUCUAGUAUUCUUAGGAAAUCUAUGUAUUUAUAGCUUCCUUGGCUCUGUCUCCUGCCAUGUUGCCAACAUCCAUGGAGCUGAUGCACCCAUUGACUGCCUCAAUGGUAGUCACUUUAUAAUGUCAAUAGUGCAUUGUAAUUACUAGUGUUAUACAUGUGAAGAUUUAAGUAGGUACUAAAAUAGUGUUGAAAGUUCAGCGAUCACACAUAACCCAAUAUACACUUCUUAAAAGAUUAAAGGAAUUUGUAUGAGCUGGUGGAUGACAUUCCCUUCCUAUUCCUUAGGACUUUCCAGAGUGGCACCAAUUGUUUCCAGAUAAACUGGAAUCCACUUAUUUAAAAAGAUUUAACUUCACAGCAAAAUAUAAAAAAGGAAAUGUAUAUCUUCCAGUAAUAGAAAUUGAACUGUAGCAAACUUUUAUUCACUUUGGGCAAACUAGUAUUGGCUACUUCUUCCUUAUCUUUUCCAUAUUAGCAACUAGAUAUUUUUAGUUGUUAGCUUAGCAGCAUAUAUUUGACUCUAGAAGUAAUUCUGUUCUACUGACUUGCUUAUAUUCUUUCUCAUGUUCAACACUUGAAGAUGAAAUUUAUAGCACUUCCCAUAAUAAAGUCAUUUCUUUUCAUGGCUGAAUCACAUGCUUUCCAAUGCAUGUGUUUUAACUUUAACAGUUGUUUUUGUAGUCUGAACCAUUUCCUGUUAUUCAGCUAUUACACUGCCAAAAGCAGAAACCAGCUAUUUUUCAGCCAUUUUUAAAUAUAUUACAAGUAGUUAUGAAGGUCUAUUGAUUGUGGGGAAAAUUUCUGUACCUUUUUUGUUUUCCAAUUUUCAAAUUCUAAAAGCACUGGAGCUAUGAACCUACCACUCUGAAAAUGGUGAGAUGAGUGCAAGUAAGGAGGCCUGAUCUUUGUUCAUCCUUAAGUAUUCAUUUAACUCCUGGGCUAUGAUUUCUCCCUUAUCGGUUCUGCAGCAGUGUGUCUCAAAUUUUAGAUGCUUUCUUCUAGAAGCUAUUCAUACAUGAAUAGUUGCAUAGUUUUGUGUACAUAGUCACAGGCAGCUACAGGCUAUCUCUGGAUUCAGGCAUUAGUCGUGUACGACAUUAGAAGAGAACAGGAUAUUACUCACCUGCUUCAAAAGUCAUGCACCAGAAAAUAUAUAAGAACAAAGUAGCAGUUUAAAAUAUCCUGGUAGAUAAAAUAUCUCUUUGUAUUGUGAUCCCAUUUCAUGUUUCAGACGGUCCUUUUUCUCAGAGAGCCUUAGCACAAUUGUUUGGCUUUAGUAAUAAAUAAAUACUUACAAAGCAUCUUAUAAUGUUUUAUGGUAGAUUAUUUCUAUUUUAAUCCAAUACUGUUUUCUGAUAGUGUUAACAGAUUUGUUUUGUGCUCUGGAGAUUUAAAUGGAUUAUGGAUGGUCAAAAGACCACUGCCACAACUCCCAGACAUCUCUUUACCUUGGCCCUUGACAACCUCUCUCUGAAUUGUAAUUCGUUAUUUUAAAAUAUUGUAUCUUUAAAUUAUUGCAACCAACCCUAGAACCUCAUGUUGAAGGGUGAGUAAGAAAUCUAACAAUUUGCAUCAAACUUUAAAGAAGACUAUUAAAUAAGGCACAUUAAAUAUAAUUUCAUAUCAUGUCAGCUGUAAUGUUCAAAUACAAAUGGCAGAAAUGGUUAACCAGUUUCUAUAUCUUGUACUACAUAAGCAGAUGCAUAGCCAGCAAUGGGACACAACUACCCAUGACUUCCUCACUCUAUUUACUAAUUGGAUACUUUUAAAAAUGAUUGGACUUAGUCUAUGGAGAGGUAACUUUUUUCAGUCUCACGGCCACAUUCAAGAUUGGUCAGUCCUCUGUGAACAGCAUGCCAGCAGUCAUAAUGGUCAAAGUGGCCAUCAAACAUACGGUGUGUGCAUACUGCACACAAAUGUACACAUACAGUGCACAUAUCUUAUACACACAAACACACUCACCACAAACACAUGCUGGGACAAGCCAUGCUCAUUCUCCUCAUAGCACUGGGUUGAGAACAGAGGUUUAAAGCUGGAUUUGGAGGUUAAGCCCCUCCUUUGAGCCCAGCCCUGCUAUGGAGUAAGUUCCUCAUCACAGCACUAAGCUAGCUGGGAGAGGUUUAUGUCUUCACAAGCCCCAGAACUGUAAUGGCUGAAUUCUUUCCCUCCCCUGCUGUGUGAGAUUUCCUCCACCAGACAUUCCUGGGAGUGCCUUUGCACCCACUGUUAACUCGCCUAGGAUGAGGAAACAAUCUCAGUUAACUUGUGUGGCACGGGUGGGUGAAAAAUCCCCCUGGCCUAGUGCCCUAAUGCGGAGUAAAAUGAGGGUUUGUGCACCAUUUAAAAUGGCUUUGUGUGCCUGACGUGGUUGUUACCCCUGAUUUAGUUGAAUUGCUGAAGAGGUUUCCUGUUUAGUCCUUUAAAACAAGCCUGAAUCAACGACUCAGGAAUAUAUAUUUUUAAAUCAACAGUCAAGCUAACUCUUCUAGAAAUUACACAUAUAUGCACUUUGUUAGCUACCCUAAUUUAUGGAAAGCUGAGGUGGAAAUGUUUAAAAUGGUUUCUAAUUAUACAAAAUAAUUUCCCCUGGAAAGUUCUUUUGCUCUUUUUCAGCAUAAGGUAAAGGUAAAGGGAUCCCUGACCGUUAGGUCCAGUCAUGACCGACUUUGGGGUUGCGGCGCUCAUCUCGCUUUAUUGGCCGAGGGAGCCGGCAUACAGCUUCCGGGUCAUGCGGCCAACAUGACUAAGCUGCUUCUGGCGAACCAGGGCAGCGCAUGGAAACGCCGUUUACCUUCCUGCCGGAGCAGUACCUAUAUAUCUACUUGCACUUUGACAUGCUUUUGAACUGCUAGGUUGGCAGGAGCUGGGACCGAGCAACGGGAGCUCUCCCCGCCACAAGGAUUUGAACCGCCAACCUUCUGAUCGGCAAGUCCUAGGCUCUGUGGUUUAACCCACAGUGCCACCUGCGUCCCUUUAAACCACUUAGGUAUGCUGGAAAACAGGGACGCGGGUGGCGCUGUGGGUUAAACCACAGAGCCUAGGACUUGCCGGUCAGAAGGUCAGCGGUUCGAAUCCCUGCAACGGGGUGAGCUCCCGUUGCUCGGUCCCAGCUCCUGCCAACCUAGCAGUUCAAAAGCAUGUCAAAGUGCAAGUAGACAAAUAGAUAGCGCUCCGGCAGGAAGGUAAAUGGCGUUUCCAUGCGCUGCCCUGGUUCGCCAGAAGCACCUUAGUCAUGCUGGCCGCAUGACCUGGAAGCUGUACGCCUGCUCCCUCGACCAAUAAAGUGAGAUGAGCGCUGCAAUCCCAGAGUCGGUCACGACUGGACCUAAUGGUCAGGGGUCCCUUUACCUUUAAGUGGUUUAAAGCUUGCAAUGAAGAUGUAUGAUAACCAGUUUUUACCUAUAGUGUUGUAGGUUCUUAUAUAUAAUUCCCCAGGAAAAUAGGAAAUCCAAAACAGGACAUGCUGCAAUUGUGGAAAAACCAGUUCUUCACACACAACUUCAUUUAGAUGCUUUCUCCUCUUCUUUGCCUUUUUUUUUAACAACAAAAGCCUUAAGUUAAAGUUUUAUUUAUGAUCUAUCCACUGAAAAAGGGCACUUUAUCCCUUUCUUUUUAUGAGACUGCAUUUAAUUUUAUUGUUUUAAAAAUAUGUAUGCUUGCUAGCUAUUGUCCCUCUCUAUUGAGAUAGUUAUAUGAAAUGCAAGCAGUUCGAAGACAAGAUUGCUAAUAUGGCCUACAUUUUACCCGUUUACUGGAAGUAAUUUCUCAAUAACACAUAUUUUCUUGGUAAGACUUGCUGUAUCUUUCAAACAUGAACAAUUGGCAGGUUCUUCCAAAACCUUAAAAGCUGUUAGGCACUCGCAUCUUUUUGGAAAUUGACGAGAUUUAAGAGGACUGACUCUUCUGUUGACUCAACAUCUUUCACUUUGAAAUACAGUAAAUAUGAUCUUUGCACCAAGCAUGACUCCAAGGACAGCAUGGGUACAGACCCAUCAAGGGAGACUAUGCAAGGGCAGGGGAGUAACAAUGUGCUUGCCACAAUGCAGAGUGAUAGUUGCCCAGCAAAUGGUAGUUAUCCAGGCGAUGCACCAACACCAGCAUUAUGUGUUUGACAAAAUUAAUUGUAACUGUAGAAGACUACAUUAACUGUGUGUGAGAGAGAAUAUAUUAUUACAAAAUGAAUGGAAGAAAUUGUAGGCUCCUGAGAGUUGGGCAAUUCACUGGCUCUGUCUCCUGCAGGGUUAGCAAAAACAAACUUUCUUUACCCAAGCAGUAUGUUGCAGCUUUAUUCAGCUCACAUUAUUCAGCAGGAGAGACCCCCCAAAAUAAAUUAAUUGUAGCUAUUGAUUGUAUACUACCUACAGUAGUAAUGACCAGAGGUGUAUGAAUUACCAGACAACAGUGGCAGUGUUCACAUCAAUCAGUGUUUGGUCAUACAUGGAAUCCUAAUGAAAGUGCUUGACAACGUUUGAAAUCCUGUGCUCAUUCUUUAAUACAUCAUAAGUUAACACACACACAUUGUUUUUUGUGUUCUCUGAGUUUAUGGCUUCUCAGUUAAAACCUAUAAAAAUACUGUUCAGGGUAAAGAUUAAAUUCAGCAAACAUAGUAUAGAAAAUAUAAACUAAGGGUGUGGUGAUUUCAGUAUUGACUUCCAAAUAUGUAGUAACUUUUAUGGUGACCUUCUGAAGAUUGUUCAAAAUUUUCCAUGUUGAAAACCUGUUUUCAUUCAGCCAUUUUCUAGUGCUGCUUAGUUUACAUUUAAAUUUUUUUCAACAAAUCAGCUAGAAUGGGAUAUCUACUAUUUAGCUCAGUUAAAUAUCAACAAGGCGUUCUUCUAUCUUUCCCCAUCCUUGGGUUUAAAAUGUAUAUUUCACAGACCUGUAGAGUGCAAAUUAGGUGGGGCUGUUUUGUCAGUUUCUCUUCCCCUUUAUGUGCUAAAUUUCUUUUCUGUAUGAAGUUGGAUAAUGCCUUUUGUCUCCUGUACUCUUGUAUUCCCUGAUGCUUAAAUUGAUUUGGAGUCCUAGUUUCCUGCCUGGAAUAUGCAGAUGCUGAAACUAGCAAGGUUAAAAGUUUCAGUUAAGUUCCACCCCACCCCCAAAAAUCCUACAUUCCUUUGAGGCUCUGUAGCAGUUUGUCUGCAAUUUGGAAGUCUUAAUCCACUGUGGAGGGGCUCCUUUGUAUAUAAAUUUCAUCCACUUCAGCCAAAAGGGGGGAUUAUGGCCAUUUUAUAGAUUCCACAUUAUAGUGAAUGGGAAAACACAGAACUUCAUUUCAUUCAGAGUGGCUCAGGAGCUGAACUACAGAACAAAGUAUGACUCAAAAAAAAAUCAGACUACAAAUGCAGAGAUGCUGAUAUAUAGGGCAAAUUUGAAGCACUUGCACACACCCUAAUAUCUACUGCUGCCCCUGCCUUUUCCGGGCCUUUUGACCCUCUGUAAACACUAUUUUUGUGCCCCCCCCCAAUCUGUACCCAGGUGCCCACAUGUCUAUUUUAAGAGAUCAUUUCAUGCAUCAGCCCAAGUGGACUUCAGAUUGUAAAAGCUUUUGUUACACUGUACUAAAAUUUGCUACUCUUUAUGGUGCCCUGGCUCUUAAUGUUUUUAUUGUUCAUGCCAGUGUUAUAGUUGGGCAGCAUUUAAAAGCUUCUAGGUUUGGGAGCUGUGGCCUAUUUCUGCAGAAUAUAUGAUGGCGGGGCAGGGGGAGAUUCAUAUUUCACAUCAUGGAAAUAGGUGCAAAUUAAAUUUUAAUAUGUGCUAGUUCAUACUAUGUUGUAUGCAGUAAUAAAUAAAAGUGAACCUAUUGGAAUUGCUAACAACAACAACAACAACGGCUAGUUGAUGAUGCAUAAAUAGUGGAACUUUCCCUGCUAAGUGCCUUGAAGGAUUGUUAAUCACAGUUCAUGUAAAUCAUGUUUCAUAUUUGCAUGCAUUGUAAAACAUUUAUUUCAUUUUUGCUGAAGCAUUAAAAGUGAAAGCAAAUGCUGUAUCUGUAGUAACGCUAAUGCCAACAAUAACUUUGAUACAUAUAUUUACUUUACUAAUUUUGUGCAUUGUUUAUCAUACAUUUCCAGCUAAAUUAAAUAGCCACAUUUAUUCAUUUCAUCUCCAUUACUAGAUAUGGGGGUGGACAGUUAGAUGGAAUAACUUGGGAAAGGAAAUAUCGAUACUUAAGAGGGGCUUCUUUUUUAAAAAAAUACAUUCCAGGCCUGUGCCCUAUUAAAGUAAUUUACAACACCCCUGUUCAACUGUGUUUACAGAAAGAAAAAAUAAAUGUCAGACUUUAAAUGUACAGCCAGCUAAUUAAAAGUUUUAAAUAUAUGCUUCUGCUUUAAGUAAAGUAUGUUUCUGUAUCAGCUGGCAAUGAGCUCUCGGUGAGCAAGUGUGAAGUUGCCGAAUAAUUAGUGAUGGCUGGCAAAUGAACUAGUCUAACAGCAACUUCUCAGCUCCUUUGUAGCUGUUGCCUAAGGAAUAUAUAGCACAUUGGUGAACCAUAGAAUGAUUUUGAGAGAGAGAAUUUGGGCAAAGUCCCAAUUUAGAUUUCUCUGGGCCUUUCCCACUACAGCACUUUUAUUUGGAAAAUGCCACUACCAGAUCAUUUGUUAAUGACAGCUGAUCUCUUAAUAAGAAACUCAAUUUUCUUCAGAUUUUAAACAUUACUUUCCAAUGAUUUAACAGAAUUUAAAAAUGUUAAUAUGUAUGACAACACAUCAUGUGGGUUUGAGUACAGUCGAUCUGGUAUUACCAGCCCACUUCAACUGCUUGAAGAAUUUCUUUCUAUUACCAUGUAUUCCUCAGAUAUACAAAGGUAACUUGGGUUGUUGCUAUGGCAGCUGUUAGCCUUGAGAAUAAAAAUGUGGAAACUGCGUUUGUCCAAGGCUUAAAUUCUCCUUUUUAACUAACAAUAACAAAUUUGUAUCAUUGUGCACAAAGUCAAUCAAGCUAAAGAGAUAAUCAAAACAACAAACGAAACCCCAUGCUCUAAAUUUAUGGUAUUUAAUUUUGCAAUACAGUCAUACCUCGGGUUAAAUAUGCUUCGGGAUGAAAAUAUUUUCAGGUUGCGCUCCGCAGUGACCUGGAAGUAACGGAGCGCAUUACUUCCGGGUUUCACCACUCGCACAUGCGCAGACGCUCAAAAUGACGUCAUGCGCGGAAGUGGCGACCCGCGCAUGCGGGUUGCGUUCGCUUCAGGAUGCGAAUGGGGCUCUGGAACGGACCCCAUUCGCAUCCAGAGGUACCACUGUAUUUUUAUGCUGAACUGCUAGACCUUAGUCACUUUAGUUACAGGAGUGUUUCUUUCCUAGCAUGUCCCCCUUUUCCUUCAACUGCCUAAACCAGAGCUUUCCAAACUUUACAUGUUGGUGACACACUUUUUAGACAUGCAUCAUUUUGCGACACAGUAAUUUAGUUUUACUAGCAAACUGAAGGUUAAACUAACCCCUUUCCAGCCUUGGGAGGAGCGUGGGGAACAUUCAUACUAUACACCUAACAUUGCAGCCAACACACUAACAUGUCACAACACAUAGUUUGGAAAGCUGUGCCCUAAACUGAAUCUUCUGUUGCAUUCCAACUGUCAGUAUGCUCUCAGAAGUCUAUUGCUUAGUCCUACAUCAGGAAAGAAGCCUUAUCAUCAUUCAUUGCAGGGGGUUGGACUAGCUGACCCUUGGGGUCCCUUCCAACUCUUAAGAUUCUAUGAUCUUGAUGUUCUAUUAUGGUCACAGCCAGUGCUAUUUUUUGGAAAAAGAGGUGCUGGAACUCACCAUGAACGCCUCUUUUGCUCUUUCAAUGGCAACGGUGUUUACCUGAGAAGUGCCAGAACUGAGUUUUGGUGAGUCCUGACUCAAAAAAGCCCUGGUCAUAGCUUUUGUAAACAAAUGCCUCCAUUCUUUCCUAAUAACCAGCAUUUUGUCUUCUGAUUCCAGUUCAGUUAUGUGAGUGCUGUUGCUUAUGUGGCCAAAACGGUAAUGUUUAAGAGGGAAGUAUUGGAAAAUAUGAAGCUGUGUGUCUCUUGCUUUUUGGAUUGCAAGUUUUUAUUUGAUAGAGUUAUAUACCAUUUUAUACCAAGAAAGUGUCUUAAGGGGGGUUACAAAAGUAACAAAUAUAUUUAUAAACAAUGAAACUGAAGAACUACAAUACAAAAUAAAAUAAUAACCCCCCCCCCCCAAAGCAAAACCUAGUAGUACUUUUUUUGGAAACAAUUUCACUCUUAUUACCAAGGGACACGUUUACUCAUAAUAAGCAAAACUCAUUUCUAUUUUAAAUGUAUUCUCAAUUUCCCUUCUACAUAAAUACAAAUAAUGUACUACCACCUACCCAUCCGUAUCACUCGUCCCAUUUCACUUCCACAACUCACACACAUCCAUCAUUAAAAAUACAUUAUCCACUCCGUUACUCCAAUAUCGCCCUCUCAUUCGCCACAUUGCUGUGACCAAUCAUUCUACUGUUUCCACUAAAAAUGUAUGCAGAAUCACCAGGAGUUAACUAUUCACUGUCAGAACUGUAAACUAUCAAAAGAAAUGCAUAGCAAUCUGGCUCUCACCCAUUUUAUUUCUCACCCAAGGAUAGGUGAAACUGCACACACCCUUCCCUGGUACUCCUUCCUCUCACCAAAGAAUAACCUCAGACAUUUUCUACCCACAUCACAGACACACCACAGAAAAUAGAAACCCAACCAGCAGGAGGGCACCCUUGUUACAACCCCGAAUGCACAGGCCAAAGAGGAGAGUUCCCUUUCUGUGUCUCCCUAUCUGGGGUGCCCUGCCAGUGACACCUAUUGCAGCUUGCCUGUGCUGGUUUUGUAACUGGAUGUCCAUUAUUAGCUACAGCUAGUUAUACUCACUUUCUCCAUGGUCCUGCCUGAACAAGACGACACUCAGGGUCAGUUGGGCUAUCUAACAGGGGAGUAUGGUUGUUCUUAUCUUUCUCCUUUGCUCUUUAUCAGCUUUAUCAAUAACCGUGUCUCCCUUGUAAGAGUUCAAUAAAAUACUGGAUUUAAAUGCAUCUAUAACUUGGGAGGAUUGUCAGUGUGAUUAACAAUCAUUUUCCAGUUCUCCUCCCCCCCUUUUGUGCACUUCUACCACCUGUAUAGGAUAUCGCCUUUUGGCAUAUUCAGCAUUUGCGUCCCUUUGUCUUACAUCCCCCCCAUCUCAAAGCAUAUUAAGCUGCUACGAUAAUAAAAGGAUUCUAGCUUGCCAUGAAGUUAUCAUGUUGCUUUUUUUCCUUAGUUCUUAAAUAAUGCAUCAAUUUCACCAGAAUGGAAAACUCCCAAGCAAUUCUCCUUGUUAGAUUAUUUCUUUUUGUUGUAUACAUCUUAUAUAGUAUAAUCAUUAAACUGUAACAAAAAAAGGUCCACCCCUUGAUUAUAUCAACUUGCUAAUUGACAGAAGUGCACAGGUGGCUGAAGCAAACAAGGUGGAGGUUUAGUUGAUGAGGUAGCUGUAAUAGGAGUUAGCAGAGUAAUACAAGUCCUCUGAAAAUAACAAAGAACCUGAAUAUAUGUGAUGCUAAUCUGUCUCUUGUCUUUCCCUUUCAUUUGUAGAAUUGCUGUGA